UUCUUUCUAUCUUUCCUCUUCCUUCUCCUCCUCCGCACCCAGCGGUUUCCUCUCUGUAAGAAAAUUCCGAUAUUAGUAAUCCUUUUCUCUUCCUUCGUUAUUAUUAUUUAUUAUCAGUUCUUAACGAACAGAAACUGUCGAGGGAAGUGGUUUCUAAGUUUUGUUUUCGAGGCAAAACGGGUUGAAUUUCGAAGAAUUUGGUGUUUCACUUUAUUCAUAGCUUGAAGAUUUAGGUUUUCGGUGAACGGCGUGAUUUAAGCGGUGAAUUUCCACUUCCGGUGAGAAAUAAAAGAUCGUGUAGUCUUUUUCCAUAACAAUCGGAGUGAAGUUUUGUAAUUAUAUUUUCCUGCGGCAUCGUCAAGUCACCUAGAUUUUGAAAGCGCUUUUUAGCAAGAAAUUUCUUGAAGGCGAAGUGGCGUUGGUUUCUUUUGACUGUUGCAUUUGAAGAAUUGAAAGCGUUAGGGUUUUAGAGUGGUUGAUAAGGUAGGCGAGAUGUCAUUAUCUUUAAAAAUGGAGAUUGAUACAAUGGACGACGUUACUUGUUUGGACCCCGAGCUUUUGCAGCUUCCUGAAGUGUCUCCAUUUGCACUAAAAACCAGUCCUCAAAUUGUCGAGGACUUGUUCGCUCAAUGGCUUUCGCUUCCAGAGACCGGCCAUCUGGUGAAAUCUUUGAUUGAUGAUGCGAGGGCAGGGACUGCAGUAAAUGCCUGUGCGAACUUUUCUAAUGGAAAUGCUGUUGGGAGCAAUUCUUUUCCUUCCAUGUUUUCCAGUGCCAGUGCACCUCCACUUUCUCCAAGAAGCUCAUCUGGUUCUCCUCGCUCAUCCAAGCAGAAAUCGAGCCCUUCAGCUCUUGGCUCUCCAUUGAAAUUACUUAGUGAAUCAAUGCAAGAAGUUAUUCCACAGUUUUAUUUCCAUAAUGGUCGUCCUCCUACAAAGGAAUUGAAAGAACAACAUCUUUCUGAAAUUAACAUCCUUUUCGAUAAUCCUCUAAAUGGAUUGAAAAUAGAUGAGUUUAAAACAGUGACAAAGGAAGUUUGCAAGCUACCAUCUUUUCUCUCUUCCGCGCUUUUUAGAAAGAUAGAUGUAGACUGUGUGGGAUUAGUGACCAGAGAUGCUUUCAUCAAGUAUUGGAUGGAUGGCAAUAUGCUGACAAUGGAUAUAGCAACUCAAAUAUUUGAAAUUCUUAAGCGGCCAGACCAAAGUUACCUCACUCAGGUUGACUUCAAACCUGUUGUCCGAGAGCUUUUGGCAACCCAUCCAGGAUUAAAAUUCUUGCGAAACACACCUGAAUUUCAAGAUAGAUAUGCUGAAACUGUCAUAUACAGAAUCUUUUAUACCAUGAAUAGAUCGGGAAAUGGCCGUCUUACCCUCAGGGAGCUCAAAUGUGGAGAACUGAUUUCUGCCAUGGAACAUGCAGAUGAGGAAGAGGACAUUAACAAAGUCCUUAGGUACUUCUCGUAUGAACACUUUUAUGUUAUAUACUGUAAGUUCUGGGAGUUGGACACAGACCAUGAUUUCUUCAUCGACAGGGAAAGCCUCAUCAGAUAUGGCAAUCAUGCCCUUACCUACAGGAUUGUUGAUAGGAUUUUUUCACAGGCUCCUCGGAAGUUUUCCAGUGAGUUAGAAGGGAAGAUGGGUUAUGAAGACUUUGUUUACUUCAUGCUUUCAGAGGAGGACAAGUCAUCCGGCCCUAGUAUUGAAUAUUGGUUCAAGUGCAUAGAUUUGGAUGGAAAUGGUGUGCUCACUCCAAAUGAAAUGCAAUUUUUCUACGAGGAGCAGCUGCACCGAAUGGAAUGUUUGGCCCUAGAACCUGUGCUCUUUGAGGACAUAUUAUGUCAAAUCAUUGACAUGAUUGCACCUGAGAGAGAAGAUUGUAUCACACUACGGGACUUGAAAGGGAGCAAACUUUCAGGAAAUGUUUUUAACAUCCUCUUUAAUCUUCAUAAGUUUAUGGCAUUCGAAACCCGUGAUCCAUUCCUUAUUCGGCAGGAACGAGAGGAUCCAACUUUGACAGAGUGGGACCGAUUUGCACAUAGGGAGUAUAUCAGGCUUUCAAUGGAAGAAGAUGUCGAAGAUGCCUCAAACGGAAGUGCUGAUGUAUGGGAUGAGUCCCUUGAAGCUCCAUUUUAAGUUUCCUGAAGCAAGUUUCGUAGGACCCUUGGUCAAACAUAUUCGGAAUGAAUGAAGCUACAUGGGGAUACUGCUGCUGCCAAAAAUACGAAGUCGGUUCGAAUAGCUUUUACAUGCAUAUAUUCUGAUCAGCAUGAUAUAUGCAUUGCCGUGUCGUGUGCGGGAAAGAGCCGGUUGCUUCAUUCGACGAGGGAUGAUCCCGUACCUUCCUUGUUCAGUAUGAACAGUAUAUUAUUCGUUAGUGUGUUAAAUGUCGUUGUUUCGUUUCAUUAAUUGAUUAAACAACCAUUUGCUGUUAUGAUUGCCGGUGGGCUCAUCCCUUCUCUUUUGCUUUUUCUUUUGGGUUCUGUAGU
Molecule: messenger RNA, 2483 nt
Organism: Hibiscus syriacus
Lineage: Eukaryota; Viridiplantae; Streptophyta; Magnoliopsida; Malvales; Malvaceae
Product: serine/threonine protein phosphatase 2A regulatory subunit B''alpha-like
Exons: 12
Coding region: 493-2130 (545 amino acids)
Biological process (GO): protein dephosphorylation
Cellular component (GO): protein phosphatase type 2A complex
Molecular function (GO): calcium ion binding; protein phosphatase regulator activity
Source: RefSeq, a predicted model, not a curated record